This is a messenger RNA of Lathyrus oleraceus (garden pea), 1195 nucleotides long. Its product is annotated as vesicle-associated membrane protein 722. Lineage: Eukaryota; Viridiplantae; Streptophyta; Magnoliopsida; Fabales; Fabaceae. Bases 246 to 890 code for a protein of 214 amino acids. Gene Ontology annotation, biological process: vesicle-mediated transport. The record is from RefSeq and is a predicted model, not a curated record. The transcript has 5 exons. Gene Ontology annotation, cellular component: membrane.
UUCUGGAAUGAAAUUAAUAUCUCUCCUAGUCCUCUUCUCUGACUUGUCCAAGUUUAAUGUUUCAAAGUUUGAAGAAAUCCACAAAAUAGAAACAAGAAUGAACUCGUCAAAAAUCAAACACACGUUUUUGCUUCUAUUUAUCUCUCCAGCACUUCAAAAAUCUUGUGCAGCAUUAGUUAUCUCCAAUCCAAUCCAAUCAAAUUCAAAGCAAAAUCUCUUCUCCAGUUGUUUUGAAGUUUUCUAGUAUGGUGCAACAAUCACUAAUAUACAGCUUUGUAGCGCGUGACACGGUGAUCCUGGCGGAGCAUACCGACUUCACCGGAAACUUCCCGGAAAUAGCAUUGCAGUGCCUGCAGAGACUCCCAUCAACCAACACAAAAUUCACUUACAACACAGAUGGUCAUACCUUCAACUACCUCGCCCAUGAUGGAUUCACUUACUGCGUUGUGGCAGUGGAGUCUUUUGAUCGCCAUAUUGCAAUGGCCUUUCUUGAUCGCAUCAAGGAAGAAUUUACCAAAAGAUAUGGUGGAGGAAAAGCUGCAACAGCAACCGAUAAAAGCUUAAACAAAGAAUUUGGACCUAAAUUGAAGGAGCAUAUGCAAUAUUGUGUGGAGCGUCCAGAAGAGGUUAGCAAACUUGUCAAAGUGAAAGCUCAGGUUUCUCAAGUCCAAGAUGUUAUGAUGCAAAAUAUUGAUCAGGUUCUUAAUCGUCAAGUGAAGAUUGAUGUUUUGAUGGACAAAACUGAAAACCUUCGCGAUCAGGCACAAGAUUUCAGGGGGCAGACAGGCCAAUUGAAGAUAAAGAUGUGGUUUCAGAACAUGAAGAUAAAACUAAUAAUUCUUGCCAUCAUAAUUGUCAUCAUUCUUAUAAUUGUUCUUGUUGUUACAUAAUUCAAAUGGCACAUGUUACUUAGGUUGUUAUUAUUUUGUAAUGUAAAGCUUCUGAUUAGUUAGGAUGUAUAUGGGAUAAUGUAUUGUAUCAGCAAUAUGUGGUGUAUAUAAGUCUUAUUGAAAAGAUGCAUAUGUCUGCAUUGAAUGAGAUUUAUUUGGCUUUCUUAAUCCUUCAAUAACAUCAGUACUGCACCACGUGCUGAAGCAGUUCUUUUCUUUCUUAUUUUUCAUCCCUUUUCUCUUUUGAUGUAAAUAUAUAUAUACUCUUGAUCAUUAUCAAUAAAAUUCAGAUUGAUUUUCUUCAA